AUGGCUACCUCGGAGCAAAUCUUGGGCCAAGAUCUGUCCAAAAGCUGCUGGUGUGGAAAAGAGGGUUUCGUCCUCGACAGACGUUGGGGAGUUUCAACCUUUAUGAAGGUGUUCUCCACAUUACCCCCCCCUUUUUCGAGGCUUCUUCUUGUUUGCUAGGCAAGAGAAGUCUUCUUGGGGUAACCGGAACCCGACCGGCUGGCGGCGAGUAGAACCACCUCUUUUCCAACAAUCUUCUGUGCGUGUGUGCGGGUGCACCACUUCCGCCACGCAUUGCCAGAAGUUUCGAGUUCGAUAGACAGUGCAUCGUUUCUUGGCCCACCCACCGUUUUCCUUUUUCCGUACUCCGGAAGAAAAUUAGGUGAGCAGCGGGUUUUGAACCCGUGUCUUUUGCAACCAAAAGCAGACACCUGACAUCUCAUCGUCGACGCCAUUGUGGAAAAGAGGGUUUCGUCCUCGACAGACGUUGGGGAGUUUCAACCUUUAUGAAGGUGUU
Molecule: messenger RNA, 496 nt
Organism: Ectocarpus sp. CCAP 1310/34
Lineage: Eukaryota; Phaeophyceae; Ectocarpales; Ectocarpaceae
Source: the annotation of a GenBank genome assembly